Populus euphratica (Euphrates poplar) is the source of this 2422-nucleotide messenger RNA. Its product is annotated as heat stress transcription factor A-7b-like. NCBI's taxonomy places the organism in Eukaryota, Viridiplantae, Streptophyta, Magnoliopsida, Malpighiales, Salicaceae. Gene Ontology annotation, cellular component: nucleus. Gene Ontology annotation, biological process: regulation of transcription by RNA polymerase II; cellular response to heat. Gene Ontology annotation, molecular function: DNA-binding transcription factor activity; RNA polymerase II cis-regulatory region sequence-specific DNA binding. The record is from RefSeq and is a predicted model, not a curated record. The coding region runs from base 510 to 1589 and encodes 359 amino acids. The transcript has 3 exons.
CAGUAACGAAGCCUCGUCUCCUCUAUUUAUCGCUUUAGAUAACGCUCCAUUUCUCAUCUGUGUAUAGGUGUCAUAAGCUCACCAACUUGUAACGACAUAAACGACCUUCCUUUCCCAAAACAAGGCAAAUUUCAUCACUCGAAUAUAUCUUUAAUGCUACUUUGCCCUGUUUCUUUCAUCACAAUUUCUCUUCUUUUCUCCCCAUGACCUUGCUUUGAAUUCUCUUUCUAGCUUGAAGGGAGUAGCCUCCUCUGUUUUUCUUGACCAUAUCUCUCUUUUUUGGAGCAAACCCAUUUUUUGUAUUACUUUCUUGAACUUUUUUCUUUGCCUUUUCCUUGCUAGCUUUCAUUUUUCGACAAGAUUUCUCUAAAGUCCAUCCAUUCUGCACCAGGAGUUUCAAUUUUGGCCGAGGCUAGUUUUAUCAAUAAUCUUGAACCGACACUGGGGCAAGUAGUUUUUUUUAUCAUCAAACUAAAAUAAGAAUUGAAGUAGUGAAUCAAAUUGCAAUCAUGAAUCCAUAUCUAACAGUGAAGCAAGAGUACCCAGGAUCAAGUUUAUUGCCUCUGUCCAGCGGUGAUGAGCCGCCAACAAUGAUGCUCCCACCACAGCCGAUGGAAGGUUUACAUGAUACAGGACCACCGCCAUUCCUGACCAAGACUUUUGACAUGGUGGAUGACCCAAUGACCAAUCACAUAGUUUCUUGGAGCAGAGGAGGGUUUAGCUUUGUUGUUUGGGAUCCUCAUUCUUUCUCCUCAAAUCUCCUUCCUAGAUACUUCAAGCAUAAUACUUUCUCCAGCUUUGUCAGGCAGCUCAAUACUUAUGGCUUUAGAAAGAUUGAUCCAGAUAGAUGGGAGUUUGCCAAUGAAGGAUUUCUGAGGGGUCAAAAGCAGCUUCUAAGGAAUAUAAAGAGAAGAAAGGCAGCUUCUCAGCCUCUUUCUCAACAGCAAGCUCCAGAUGCCUGUGUUGAAGUUAGCCGUUUUGGAUUAGAUGGAGAAAUCGAUCUCUUGAAACGUGACAGGCAGGUUUUGAUGAUGGAAUUAGCGAAGCUUAGACAGCAGCAACAGAAAGCUAGAUCUUAUAUACAAGCUAUGGAGCAAAGGCUACAAUGGACAGAACAAAAGCAGCAGCAGAUGAUGCAAUUCUUAGCUCGAGCAAUGCAAAAUCCUGCUUUUCUACUGCAGUUAGUCCAACUGAAAGGGAAAAGGAAAGAACUUGAGGAAGCAAUGACUAAAAAGAGAAGAAUUCCUGUUGAUCAAAGACCUGGUCGAAGUGGUGGUGGUGAAUCAAACCGUAUUGAUGAAAGUGCAAACCCCAUCAAGGCAGAGGCUUUAGAGUAUGGAGACUACGGAUUUGAAGUGUCAGAGCUGGAGGCACUUGCAUUGGAAAUGCAAGGGUAUGGCAGGGCAAGGAGAGAGCAAGAGGAUGGAGUAGAGGUGCUAGAGCCACUAGAAAGCGGAGAUAGAGAACUUGACGAGGGAUUUUGGGAAGAACUGUUAAAUGAGAGUGCUGGAGGAGGUGAUGAUGAGGAUGUGAAUACAUUAGCUGAGCGCUUGGGUUAUUUGCGUUCAAGUCCUAAGUACAGAAAUUGAACAAUUUUCCGCAUUGCUAACCACCACCACCACCACUUAAUUCCCCCAAUGAUCAUUUCAUUGCGGUAGCAGGUUUCCAUGGUCAUAUUGUUAGUUGAUAGUCUUUUUUGCUGCAAUGGGUCCUUUCAAAAGUCAUUAGGCUAUAAUCUUCACCUGCGUCUCUUUCUGGUGUUUCUAACCCUUGUGUUUUGUCAAUUCCUCCGUUUUGCACAUCUUGUCUUCUUGUUUUUCUCCAUCUUGGUUAGGUUGCAGCAGUGCUUGGACAGAGUCUGGUAGUCCUUAUCAUGAUUUGUCUCAAAGACUGGUGAGAUGCUGUUGAAUGGACAAGGGGUGGCUGCAAGUUGCAAGAAGCCACAACUAGUUGCUUUUGGAUUCAGACAACCGACUACGUAGUUAACUGCGUCGGCUUGAUUUUUUCUUUUUCUUGAUCUGUCUCUUCUUUAAUGCAAGGGAAAGGGAGAUUUGGUCGGUGAUGAAAUUCUUGAAGUUGCUUCUGUACCAUAUGUGGAUUUUUUUCAUGGCUCUGCAAUUUGGCUCUUGAUUUUUCAUCUUCAUUGCCCGCGGGGCUCCAAAGGUCGAAGAUGCAUCGCAUUGAUUUCGUGACCAAUAACCAACAAAUGCGCUAAUGGUGACAUUUUGUGGCGGAUCGUGGUGCUGUCCUCGAAAUGGUGAUGAAGAGCAGUCGCUUUCGGAAAACCAAAACGAUCGAUCUUCAUGGGCAGCUGCCCUCCUGUACGAUGAGCUCUUAAUGUAUCUGACUUGUCGUUGCAUGAACCAUGUGAACUUUGCCUAAAAACACGAAAUUGAAGGAAGGAAAAGGACUGCUUAAAAUA